Tuber aestivum (summer truffle) is the source of this 3822-nucleotide messenger RNA. The record is from the annotation of a GenBank genome assembly. Lineage: Eukaryota; Fungi; Ascomycota; Pezizomycetes; Pezizales; Tuberaceae.
AUAGGCAAUUACCCCUCUAUCCCUCGAGGGAUCCCGACCUGCUCAUCACCUCGCCUCAUCUAGCAGAUUUCCCCCAUCUUUAAACCUCGACAGUUGACUGCAAUGGAUUUUCCAAAAGAAGAGGAGAGAAUCCUUGAAUUCUGGCGGGAGAUUGAUGCCUUCAGAACCUCCGUUAAGCUCUCAGAAGGAAGACCGCCCUACUCGUUUUAUGAUGGUCCUCCAUUCUGUACUGGGUAUAUUUCUUCCUUCGCCGUUUCACUCGCACUAUAAAGCUUACCAACUACGUUAUAUUAGUCUACCACAUUACGGUACUUUCCCCCUAUACCUGCUUCUCCCCCGACCAUUUUUCCUGACUAGCACCCGUAGGACAUCUGCUCGCGAGCACAAUCAAGGAUAUUGUUCCGCGAUACUGGCAUAUGAAAGGCUGUUAUGUCGAGCGACGAUUCGGAUGGGAUACCCACGGUUUGCCUAUCGAGCACGAAAUCGACAAAAAGCUUGGAAUUACGUCGAAGGAUGAUGUCCUUAAAAUGGGAAUGGAUAAAUACAACGAGGAGUGCAGAGGCAUCGUCAUGAGAUACUCUGCCGAGUGGAGGCAAACCAUUGAUAGGUUAGGUCGAUGGAUUGAUUUCGACAACGACUACAAGGUUUGCGGGUACCCAUCACUAAUGACUGCGGUUUGCUGAGGGAAACAUAGAGCAUGUACCCAACAUUUAUGGAAUCAGUCUGGUGGGCUUGCAAGCAACUUUUUGAGAAAGACCAAGUAUAUCUAGGAUAUAAGGUCAUGCCAUAUUCUACCGCUUGCACCACACCUCUCUCGAAUUUUGAAGCUCAGCAGAACUACAAAGACGUCCAGGACCCUGCAAUUGUAGUAGCUUUCCCGCUGUUGGAUGACCCGACUACAGAGCUGCUUGCUUGGACCACAACUCCUUGGACUCUCCCUUCACAUACCGGGAUCGCGGUUCAUCCAGAUUUCGAGUACGUCAAGAUUAGUGAUCAAACUUCCGGCAGGAGCUAUAUCCUUCUCGAGUCGUGUCUUAAGACACUAUACGGAGAGAAGGGACUGAAAAAGGCGAAAUACACCGUCUUAGAGAGGGUCAAAGGAAAGGACAUGCUGGGUUGGAAAUAUGAACCUCUGUUUGACUACUUUUACGAACAGUUCAAGGAUUACGGAUUCAAAGUUUUGAACGCAACAUAUGUUACCUCGGAUAGCGGAACAGGGUUGGUACACCAGUCGCCUGCUUUUGGCGAGGAGGACUAUUUAGUCGCCAUGGAAGCGGGUGUUAUCAGCGAGGAGAGGCCUCCUCCGAACCCCGUGAACGAGGCCGGUAUUUUCACAAGUGAGGUCCGAGAUUUUGCCGGACUUCACGUAAAGGUAAGGCUUGUACUUAGCCUAGUAUUAGGGGUUCUGCUAACCUUAUUUGGAGGCCGCAGAUAAGGGGAUUAUUAAGCAUCUCAAGGAAAACAAGCGACUGAUUGUAGACAGCCAAAUCACCCAUAGUUAUCCUUUCUGCUGGCGUUCUGACACUCCCUUGAUUUAUCGCGCCGUGCCUUCCUGGUUCGUCCGCAUCCCUAACAUCAUUCCCAAGAUGCUGGAAAACAUCGAGGGUUCGCACUGGGUGCCGACAAACGUCAAAGAAAACAGAUUCGGCAACUGGAUUCAGAAUGCAAGAGACUGGAACAUCUCUCGUAACCGUUACUGGGGCACGCCCAUUCCUAUCUGGAUCUCUGAUGACAGAGAAGAGAUGGUGUGUGUCGGAAGUGUUGAGGAAUUGAGGAAACUUAGUGGUUGUGGGGAGAUCCCGGAUCUUCACAGGGAUAAGAUUGACCAUAUCACUAUCCCUAGCAAGAAAGGGAAGGGCGUUCUGCGAAGAGUUGAAGAGGUUUUUGAUUGUUGGUUUGAGUCUGGAAGCAUGCCUUAUGCCAGUAGUCACUACCCGUUCGAGAACAAAGACCAAUUUGAAAAGGUUUUUCCGGCAGACUUCAUUGCAGAAGGAUUAGAUCAAACCCGUGGGUGGUUCUAUACUCUCCUUGUUCUCGGUACUCAUCUCUUCGGUGUGUCACCAUUCCAGAACUGUAUAGUCAAUGGUAUCGUCUUGGCUGAAGAUGGAAAGAAGAUGUCCAAACGUCUCAAAAAUUACCCAGACCCGACGCUGGUUAUGGAUAAGUAUGGGUCAGAUGCUCUCCGACUUUACCUUAUCAAUUCACCCGUCGUCAGGGCUAUGCCGCUGAGAUUUAAGGAAGCCGGUGUUAAGGACGUUGUUGCUAAAGUCCUAUUACCACUAUGGAAUAGCUAUAACUUCUUUGAGCAGCAGGCUCAGCUUCUCAAGAAGCUCGGAGGUGUUGACUUCAAAUUCAAUCCCGAGUCCGGUGGGAGCAAGAAUGUCAUGGAUAGGUGGAUCUUAGCCAAUUGUCAGAGCUAUCUCAAAUUCGUGAACCAAGAGAUGAAGGGUGAGUCUCCUAGCUUUAGGGUUCACGUCAUAUGAUUUCUAACCAUCUAUCAUAGAUUACCGACUUUAUACUGUCGUUGGAAGAAUGCUUGAGAUGGUUGACAAUACUACAAAUUGGUAUAUCCGGUUCAACAGGAAGCGCCUCAAGGGCGAGUAUGGAACGGAGGACACUCUACAUGCCUUGAAUUCCCUAUUUGAGGUUCUUUUCACCCUUGUCCGUGGAAUGGCUCCAUUUUCACCGUUCCUCACAGACAACAUCUACUGCCGUCUCAAGCCUUAUAUUCCUGACUCUAUGCUGCCUAAAGAUGCACGAAGUGUACAUUUCUUGAGUUUCCCAGAGGUUCGGGAAGAGCUAUUCGACGAGGAAGUUGAGCGGAGAUUCGGAAGGAUGCAAAAGGUUAUCGAACUAGGCCGUACAUCGAGAGAGCGAAAGGCAAUUGGUCUGAAGGUAAGUGAUAAGCAAUUGCUAAACCGAAUUUUUCACAGCUAAUAUGUUAUUCACCCCUUAAGACACCCCUAAAAACCCUUGUUGUUAUUCAUCCCGAUCAGACCUAUCUAGAUGACAUCAAAUCUCUAGAAUCCUAUAUUACAUCCGAGCUAAACGUCCGAGAUUUGGUCCUCUCGGCAGAUGAGGAGAAAUACGGUGUCCAGUACAAGGUCACCGCAGACUGGCCCGUCCUCGGAAAAAAGCUAAAGAAGGACCUCGUCAGAGUCAAGAACGCGCUUCCUUUCAUUACCAGCGCGGAGGUCAAGAAAUUUGCCCAAGAGAAGCAGAUUAUCGUCGGGGGGAUUGCACUCAUCGAAGAGGACCUCGUCAUCAGCCGUGGCCUCAGCGACUCCGGUACAUCUCAAGACCUUGAAACAAACUCCGACAACGACGUCCUCACCAUCCUGGACAUAGCCCUCCACAAGGAGCUCCAGAGUGAAGGCCUUGCCAGAGAGAUUGUCAAUCGUGUCCAGAGACUCAGGAAAAAAGCUGGCCUCCUCCCAACCGACGACAUCAAGAUGGAGUACAAAAUCCUUCAAGACCCGAUCGGGUUAGAAGAGGUGUUCGUCGAACAUGCCGACACUUUUGAGAAAGCUCUCCGCAGACCCCUGGAUAAAGCUACCAUUACUGAAGUUGGCGAGGGCCAGCCCGGGGAGAAUUCGGAUAAGACGAUCCUGGAGGAGGCUCAAGAGGUUGGGGAGGCUACGUUCAUGCUUAGGCUGUUGAAGCUUUAGUUUGAUGUUCUAUGUAGGUCUGCUCUACACGGGGUACCUUUCUCUCCAUUGCUUACCGAAAAUUCCCUUAUUUCUUUUUUCUUUUUUCUACCUCUCAUCGUUCCCCUAUGUAAGGUGCAAUGAAGCAAAUAGACAGAUAUCCAUGCUGAUAUAG